Lotus japonicus is the source of this 819-nucleotide messenger RNA. Its product is annotated as protein OXIDATIVE STRESS 3-like. The transcript has 2 exons. The coding region runs from base 112 to 633 and encodes 173 amino acids. The record is from RefSeq and is a predicted model, not a curated record. NCBI's taxonomy places the organism in Eukaryota, Viridiplantae, Streptophyta, Magnoliopsida, Fabales, Fabaceae.
UCCAUUUAUAUGUGUUCAUUCUAUAAGUGCUACCCAGAUAUAAAUUGUUACGUGUGGUUGAUUGAAAAUUGAAGAAAAACACAUAGUGUUAUCUGAAGAACAGAUAAGAGAAUGGAGCAGAAGUGUGAUAUUGUUGGUUCUUUUUCUUUCUCUUCAUCUUCAUCCUCUGGAAUUUCAAGUGGCUCAUCAUCAUCAAUGGAGUCUGAUUCUUUUGAUGAAGUAACCUCCCCUGCAUCACCAUCUUCUUCCUCUUCCUCUACCACUGAUCUGCUUGCAUCUGACCCAUUGAGUGACAUGUCUUCUCUGCUUCAACAACUUCCCAUGAAGAGAGGGCUUUCAAAAUUCUACCAGGGGAAGUCACAGUCUUUCACUUCAUUAGCAAAAGUGGAAAGCUUGGAGGAUCUUGCUAAGGCAGAGAACCCUCAGAACAAGAGAUUGAAAUCAUGCAAAAGCUAUGGAGGAGGGUUGAGUCCAAGUGCCAUGUCAAGGCAUGUAUCUAAGAGGGGUUCAUGUUUUUCUUCCAUGAGUGCAAGAAGGAGCAGUGGUAACUUCAUGGGUAGUAGGCCACCAAUCCCUCCUCAUAGAUCUACCAGCACAACAACUAUACCUAAUCAAAGGGUGUUGUUUGCUUGAGAGGGAUCAUUUGAUUUUAAAUUUUUUGUUGAGUUGAGUUUUUCUUUUAUUAUUUGCGGAGUAUCAUGCGAUCUAGAUUAAGGUAACAUGGAUGGAUGCACCUAAUUAGUCUCAAUUUUCCCCUACAAUUUUGGGAUUGUAAUUGGCAUGUGCAAUUCUGAUUGACAAAUUUUUGGAAGCGAAAAA